AUGUCCGAUGCAGCUGAGCUUGUGAAUAAAACGGUUCCGAUCCCUGAUGAUCCGGGUCAUUAUGCCAUUGCUCUGGACGUGUUCCAUCAACUUCACUGCCUGAAUGCGAUUCGCCAAAAGAUUUGGGCCACAGAAGCUGUCGAUCCCAAUGAUGAUACGCUGAGCAUUGAGCACGUUGACCAUUGUAUUGAUUCGAUCCGGCAGAGCCUGAUGUGCUCUUCGGAUAUCACCCCAAUAGUAUUCCAGUGGGACGAGGAGGAACAGGAAGCAAAAGCAAUGGCCAACGUGAUGCAUCAGUGCCGUGACUUCGAAGCUAUAUGGCAAUGGGGGAAAGAGCAUCACUCGAACAAUUUUAAUAUGAGCAAGCAUGUUGAUGAUCCGCUGGAUAUGUGA
This is a messenger RNA of Uncinocarpus reesii 1704, 393 nucleotides long. RefSeq lists its product as uncharacterized. Bases 1 to 393 code for a protein of 130 amino acids. NCBI's taxonomy places the organism in Eukaryota, Fungi, Ascomycota, Eurotiomycetes, Onygenales, Onygenaceae. The record is from RefSeq and is a predicted model, not a curated record. Gene Ontology annotation, biological process: mycotoxin biosynthetic process. The transcript is spliced from 2 exons.